Molecule: messenger RNA, 1638 nt
Organism: Vigna radiata var. radiata (mung bean)
Lineage: Eukaryota; Viridiplantae; Streptophyta; Magnoliopsida; Fabales; Fabaceae
Product: adenine nucleotide transporter BT1, chloroplastic/mitochondrial
Exons: 3
Coding region: 260-1465 (401 amino acids)
Biological process (GO): transmembrane transport
Source: RefSeq, a predicted model, not a curated record
UGUUUCCUGUUCAGUGUGCUGAAGGGAAACGCAGACACACUGAUUCAUUCACCUACCCUUUUCUCUUGUUCUCGCCGCCUCUUCUUCCAAUCCCAUACUCUGCCCAUCUUCUUCAAUAGUCUUCUUUGAAUCUAACCAACCAAAUCUUCUUAUCACUAUCUUUGAAACCAUAUAUCUUGAUAUUAUUUUUAUUCUUGUUCAUUAACCCCUAUCUUCGCAAGAAACCCAAAAAGAAAGAAUCUUUGAGAGGCUCUGAUUGAUGGGUGGUAGAGGGAUCAAGCUCUUUGAUGAAGAAAGGAAUGGUCUUUUCUCAAUUUCCAAUUUUGAGUCUCAAUGGGGUGCGCGUGUUAACGACCCUGUAGCUAUGUUUGCUAGCGUUAGUCAAGUGGGAAUGGGGUUUGGCGUUCAAGAGCCAAACCCUUCUUCUGGUGAUUCCCAGCACAAUGGGGGCAUGAACAUUAGGAUCCCUUGCACUGAGUUGUACGUUAGGUAUGUUCAAUCAGAGGGGAAGGUGAAGAUUACUGGGGUUCCUGGGGAAGAAGAGGGGGUGGCGGGUGUUAAGGGGAAGAAAAAGGGUGUCUUUAAAGGGUUGAAGAUCAAGGUGAAGAACCCUUCUCUUAGGAGGUUGAUUAGUGGUGCCUUUGCUGGGGCAGUGUCACGGACCACUGUGGCACCCUUGGAGACCAUUAGGACUCAUUUGAUGGUAGGAAGUAGUGGGAAUUCUACUGGGGAGGUCUUCAGCAAUAUCAUGAAGACUGAUGGAUGGAAGGGCUUGUUUAGGGGUAAUUUUGUUAAUGUGAUUCGGGUUGCACCCAGCAAGGCCAUUGAGCUAUUUGCAUAUGAUACUGUUAACAAGAACCUCUCACCAAAGCCAGGGGAGCAGCCUAAACUCCCUAUUCCUCCAUCAUUGAUAGCAGGUGCUUGUGCUGGAGUUAGUUCAACAUUAUGCACAUAUCCUCUGGAGUUGCUAAAGACUCGUUUGACUAUCCAGAGGGGUGUGUAUGAUGGUCUACUAGAUGCAUUCCUGAAAAUAGUGAGAGAAGAGGGUGCUGGAGAACUUUACAGAGGCCUGACACCCAGCCUUAUUGGAGUAAUACCAUAUUCUGCAACAAAUUACUUUGCAUAUGACACAUUGAGGAAAGCAUACAGAAAAAUUUUCAAAAAGGAGAAGAUUGGCAAUGUUGAAACCCUUUUGAUAGGAUCUGCAGCUGGUGCUAUUUCAAGCAGUGCAACAUUUCCUCUUGAAGUGGCACGCAAGCACAUGCAAGUGGGAGCCCUGAGUGGAAGGCAAAUAUACAAAAAUGUGAUUCAUGCCCUUGCAAGCAUUCUUGAGCAAGAAGGGAUGCAAGGAUUGUACAAAGGGUUGGGACCUAGCUGCAUGAAGUUGGUGCCAGCUGCAGGAAUUUCUUUCAUGUGCUAUGAAGCAUGCAAGAGGAUACUGGUAGAGGAUGAUGAAGAGGAGUAGCAUCAAGGUUGUACAAGACUAGUGUUGGACAGAACUUCAUUCUUCAAAUUUUGCAUAUUUGCUUAACUUAUUCUGGAUUUUUUUUUUUUUAUUGUUACUGGAAUUAUUUUGUUUACCCCAUAGCAACUUUUGAUCAGCAAAUUGGUAAUGGAAUAUUUUUUUUUUUUGGCUUU